GUUCCUUACGUGGCAUACCAGCGCGAGUCAUGAGUAAAUGUGUCCGUCACGAAGUGAACAAAGAGAGUCAGGGUUAAAAUUUUUGCAUAAAUGUGAGUUGCAGCUGCUUGGUGUCUCAUCACUACUUGCAGGGUACAAGAACACAGGUUGGAGGAGUCAAACAGUGCAAGCUUUACCUCUGCAACCGACAAUCAUGGACCGCUGGAGAGGCCGCGUGGCUCUUGUGACCGGGGCAAGUGCUGGCAUAGGUGCAGCCAUCUGCAGGCGCCUGGUGGAAGCUGGUAUGGUGGUGGUCGGGGCUGCGAGAGCCGUUGAAAGGAUUGAGUCUCUUUCCAGGGAACUGGAACUCGAAGGCAAGGCAGGGACUCUCGUAGGCGUGAAGUGUGACCUGAACCAGGACGCCGAUAUCGAGAACCUCUUCAAGGAAAUCAAGAAAAGGUACAAUGGAGUGGACGUCUGCAUCAACAACGCUGCCAUGUCCUACAAUGAUGGUCUCCUAGAGGGGACACCGGAGAGAUGGAGAGAAAUGCUGAACGUCAACAUCGUCGCUCUGUGCCACUGUACCAAGGAGAGCGUCAAGUCUAUGCAAGAGAGAGGAGUCAAUGACGGACACAUCAUCCACUUGAGCAGUAUACUUGGUCAUGGCGUAGGGAUCAUCACAGGAGGCUAUUUCUACAGCUGUACUAAACAUGCAGUUAAAGCUUUAACUGAUGGUCUGAGGCAGGAGCUGAGAGACAUGAAGUCUAAUAUUCGCAUAUCGUCCAUAAGCCCCGGCUACGUCGAAACGGAAUUUUUAGGAAGAAUGAUGGGAGAAGAGGUGGCUAACCAGAUGAAAACAAAAUUCCCAGCAUUAACAGCAGAUGACGUGGCAGCAUCCGUCUGCCAUAUUUUGGCAGCUCCGCCACAUGUCCAGAUUCACGACCUGAUUAUCAAACCUAACGGCGAAUCGGUGUAGAAAGGAAAAACGUUCACUCUGAGAAAACCUCAAGCAAUAGUGAUGUCUGGGGAGCCUGAGAACACAGCAAACUUCUGAUGAGGUGAAACAGUGUCUACUUCUGAUGAAGCGAUGCAAAGAGUAUUUCUGAGGGUCUGGAACUACAGCACUUGUUUUUUUUUAUGUGAUUAUAUAAUUAUAAUUUCUGAAUACCUAAAUUAAAAGUGUCUGUAUACAGGAAAUAAGGCAAUAAAACACUAGUUGUUUUAUAAA
Molecule: messenger RNA, 1207 nt
Organism: Macrobrachium nipponense
Lineage: Eukaryota; Metazoa; Arthropoda; Malacostraca; Decapoda; Palaemonidae
Product: dehydrogenase/reductase SDR family member 11-like
Exons: 8
Coding region: 38-955 (305 amino acids)
Molecular function (GO): oxidoreductase activity
Source: RefSeq, a predicted model, not a curated record